AUGGUUGCACUUUACAAACUGGCGGCAGUCAACAAUGGUCCCGAGACCAGCUGGGACGACAACCACAUGAGACUCCUUGCUCGUCUGACCGACGAGGAUAUCGAAAUCCUCCAGCUUCCCUCGCCCAAGUGUUCGGCCAAACGGAUCUCGGCCGAGCUGUGCCAGACGCCAGCGCAAAAAGACCGCGUCAUGAGUCCUCCCUGGCGACUCGGCAUCUGCGCCAUGGAAGACAAGGCGCUCAGCAAGGCCAACCAGGAGAUAUUCCGUCGCCUACAGAUCGACGGUCUUAUCGAAGUGGUCCUGUUCGGCGACAAGACGCUGUUGAGCAAGAAGCCGGAGGAAUGGCCCAUCUGUGAUUUCCUGAUCGCGUUUUAUUCAGAUGGGUUUCCCCUCGAGAAGGUCAUCUCGUACACGAGACUCCGCUCGCCGUUCUGCUAUAAUGACUUGCUUAUGCAGGGCGUUCUCUUUGAUCGUCGGCUCUUUGUCCGCAUUUCUGGGUCUGCACCAGUCUUCUGUUUUAUCGUUGGCGCACUUCUCGUUUGGGCUUUCCUGGGCAUUCGUUUUGGGAACUCGGCUAAAUGGACCGCCGUCAUUUCAGAUGUGCAGGCGAUCCUGUGCUACGUGUUCGACUCUUUCCUCAUGCGCCAACUACUCCGCGAAUACUCCGAGCAGCAGGAGGCCAUGGCCGAGAUGAAGUCGAGACGGAACAGCCAUGAGCGAAUGCUGACGAAGCUCAAGAACAAACUGGGGCCGGAGGGAGUCUGUCAUGUAUCACAAAUCAGCAGCAAUCGCCCCUUGGAUGCGCUGGAUCAAGGGACGCGGACACAAGGCUGGUUUGCGCGGAUGAUCAUCUUCUCCGCGUGGGCGUUCGGACAUAUCAUCACCGUGGGCAUGUAUUGGGUCUGCAUCUUCAUCUGGCUGGGCUUCGGACACUACUGUGGCUGGACGGACCAGUGGCAGCUGUACAUCAACUCGGCAACCUCAGCCCUGAUGGUCCUGGUAUUUGCGUUUCUGGAUUGCCUACGCGAAUGCUAUGCCGACUAUGUCAACAAUUGCCUGGACGCCAUCUUCCGCCUCGAUGCCACGCUCGAGAAGGAGCUCCGCUGCAUCACCGACGACAAUCUGCCGAACGAACCCGAGGUAAUCCAGCCGCCGCGUGAGAACCCACUGCAAGUAGCCGUAUUCUACUACGCCGACAUCAUCGGGACUCUGGUCGGGAUUAUCAUCCUGGUGGCCGUCAUCGUCGCAUGGGCCGCUGUCGGACCAGUCUUCCACUUCAAUGACAACUGGUGGCUCCUGAUUGGCACAUAUGCGGGGUUAGUCGGGCUAUUCGACAGUUUCAUUCUGCGGAAUAUCCAAGGCAAGGUGAAAGAGUACACGGUCGGACAAGUGCAGAGCCUGGAGAAGAGAGACAUGACCCUCUUCGCGAGGACGCAGAUGGCCGUUCCGCCCAAAGACGAUCUUGAUACAUCGUCUGUCACCCACCGGAUCUCGAUCGCGAUGGGGAAUGUCUGCUCGCAUCUGCUGAUGGUGGUUGCCGGCUUCUUGCUGACUAUUGGGUGUGUGAUCGGCUCGAGUGCGAUGCGGUGGAGUACGACGGGGCAGUUGAUUUCGAAUAUUCCGCCCAGUAUUAUCGAGACCUUCUUCAUGCUUAUCUUGAUCACCGGCCAGAAUGAUGCAGAUGCCGGCGCGAGGGUGGAUAUGACGAAUAUCUAUCACCGUCGACAGAGACUCUUGUGGUUUGUGAAGGAUGCUCGGGAAUACUUGGGGACUCGAGAGUCGGCAGAUCUCGCUAGGAAGGGAGAAAAUUAG
Molecule: messenger RNA, 1812 nt
Organism: Aspergillus pseudonomiae
Lineage: Eukaryota; Fungi; Ascomycota; Eurotiomycetes; Eurotiales; Aspergillaceae
Product: Low affinity iron permease-domain-containing protein
Exons: 3
Coding region: 1-1812 (603 amino acids)
Biological process (GO): transmembrane transport; inositol phosphate biosynthetic process; inositol metabolic process
Cellular component (GO): cytosol
Molecular function (GO): diphosphoinositol pentakisphosphate kinase activity; 5-diphosphoinositol pentakisphosphate 1-kinase activity; inositol hexakisphosphate kinase activity
Source: RefSeq, a predicted model, not a curated record